Molecule: messenger RNA, 339 nt
Organism: Gongylonema pulchrum
Lineage: Eukaryota; Metazoa; Nematoda; Chromadorea; Rhabditida; Gongylonematidae
Source: the annotation of a GenBank genome assembly
AUGGCUUUGCGAAAACAGGUCCUGGAAGUUAUUACGGAUUGUUUCAAGCGACAUGGAGCGGUAACGAUCGAUACGCCAGUCUUCGAACUGAGGGAUAUCCUGACCGGCAAAUAUGGUGAGGAGGGCAAUAAGCUGAUUUAUGAUUUGGCGGAUCAAGGAGGUGAAAUGCUCAGUCUGCGAUACGAUCUCACCGUUCGUGUUUUUUUCUUUUUUUUGAAAGUUGUUAUUAGUAUUGGAACGUUUCAGUCUUUCUGUAGAACGGAAGUGCACUCAUUCAGCAGGCAAACCAUAGAUUACCGUCUGCUUCACCUAGCUCACAUUCUUCGAAUUCUGGCGUAA